This is a messenger RNA of Papilio machaon (common yellow swallowtail), 2346 nucleotides long. It is a transcript of the gene PPO2, whose product is annotated as phenoloxidase 1. Gene Ontology annotation, molecular function: oxidoreductase activity. Lineage: Eukaryota; Metazoa; Arthropoda; Insecta; Lepidoptera; Papilionidae. The record is from RefSeq and is a predicted model, not a curated record. The coding region runs from base 89 to 2161 and encodes 690 amino acids. The transcript is spliced from 12 exons.
ACAAUUAAUAAUUAAAACAUUACCACUUCACAUUUAUUGUGAAGUGAGAUCUUCAUUUUAAGAGUGUACACAUAUUUUGAAUUAAAAAAUGUCCGUGUACAAAAGUAUAGAGUUACUUUUCGAUCGUCCUAACGAAACCCUUAUUACACCGAAGGGUGAGGACAAUGAUUUGUUUCAACUCACGGAACAAUAUUUGCCUAAGGAAUACGAGAACAACGGCAUCGAACUUAACAACCGUUUCGGUAACGAUGCAACCAAUACGAUCCUCCUCAAGAACUUGGACCAGCUGCCGCAAUUCACCAAGGCAUCUCAAGUGGCGCCAGAUACUGACUUCUCUCUUUUCCUGCCUAAACAUCAGGAGGCGGCAACUGAAGUCAUUGAUACUUUGAUGCGUGUUCCUGAGAACAGUCUGCAGGAAUUUCUAUCCACAUGUGUAUACGCUCGGGUGAACCUGAAUCCUCAGCUCUUCAACUAUUGUUUAUCUGUAGCUUUGAUGCACAGGAACGAUACUAAGGAAGUGAGAAUCCAAAACUUUGCCGAAACAUUCCCCUCAAAGUUCUUGAACUCCACGGUAUUUGCACAGGCUAGGGAGUCCGCUGCUGUUAUCCCUAAGGGAACUCCGCGCAUACCGAUUAUAAUCCCAAGAGAUUACACUGCAACCGACUUGGAUGUUGAGCAUCGUUUGGCCUAUUUCCGUGAAGAUCUUGGCGUCAACUUACAUCAUUGGCAUUGGCAUCUUGUGUAUCCAUUCACAGCCAGUGACAGAAAAAUUGUUGCGAAGGAUCGUCGAGGAGAGUUAUUCUUUUAUAUGCAUCAGCAAAUUAUUGCUAGAUACAACGGAGAGCGUCUUAACAACUCACUGCCGAGAACUAAGAAAUUCAGCAACUGGAGGGAACCGAUCCCUGAAGGGUACUUCCCUAAACUAGACAGUCUUACAUCAUCGCGAGGAUGGCCACCACGUCAGGCGGGUAUGCGCUGGCAGGACCUGAACCGUCCAGUAGACGGCCUCAAUGUGAAAGUUUCCGACAUGGAGCGCUGGAGAAGGAACAUUGAAGAGGCGAUCGCCACCGGAAUGGUUCGCUUGCCUAACGGUUCGACGCAAGCUCUCGAUAUUGACACGUUGGGCAACAUGGUAGAAGCCAGCAUGUUGUCGCCGAACUUGGAGUUGUAUGGCAGUAUUCACAACAACGGCCACAGCUUCUCCGCAUAUAUGCACGAUCCGACUCACCGAUAUCUCGAAAAUUUCGGUGUCCUGGCUGACGAAGCGACUACGAUGCGCGAUCCCUUCUUUUACCGCUGGCACGCCUUCAUCGACGACCUCUUCCAGAGGUACAAGGAAACUACCAAUGUUCGUCGCUACACACGAUCUGAGCUGGACAACCCUGGCGUGCAAGUGACUUCGGCAAUGAUCGAGAGCGCCGGCGGACAGGCGAACACUCUCAACACCUACUGGAUGUCGAGCGACGUGGAUCUUUCCCGCGGUCUUGACUUCUCCGACCGCGGUCCCGUUUUUGCGCGCUUCACUCAUCUCAACCAUAGACCAUUCCGUUACGUCAUCAACGUAAACAACACCGGCAACGCUCGUCGAGCCACCUGCCGCAUCUUUAUUGCGCCCAAGUUCGACGAGCGCAACUUGGCGUGGGUGCUCUCCGACCAACGCAAGAUGUUCAUCGAGAUGGAUCGCUUCGUUGUGCCACUGAACGCCGGCCAGAACACCAUCACUCGCAACUCGUCUGAAUCGUCUGUGACGAUCCCGUUCGAGCAGACGUUCCGCGACUUGCGCGCGGAGGGCGGCAACCCGCGCGCCGGCAACCUCACAUCCUUCAACUACUGCGGGUGCGGUUGGCCGCAGCACAUGUUGGUGCCGCGCGGGACAGAGGCCGGCGCUUCCUAUCAACUCUUCGUCAUGCUCUCAAACUACGAGCUCGAUAAGAUUGAGCAACCUGACGGCACCGAGAUGACAUGCAAGCAGGCGUCGAGCUUCUGCGGUCUGCGAGACAAGAAGUACCCUGACAAACGCGCCAUGGGCUUCCCCUUCGACAGGCCCUCGGCCACCGCCACCAACAUCGAGGACUUCAUCCUGCCCAACAUGGCGCUCGUCGACCUCACCAUACGUCUGCAGAAUGUGACCGAGCCCAACCCGAGGAAUCCACAAAACUAAACCCCAUCCACUAAUAACAAAUGACCACGGCUACCGAAGUUCGGACUUUUUUAUUUAUAUAGAUUAAACUUAGCAUUGAAAAAAUGAAAGGCUGAUUGAUUAGGUCUUAUGAAUUUGUAAAUAUUGUACAAAGUAUUACAGAGCUAUCUAGAUAAUAUUGACCCAUUUUAGUUUUAAAUAAAUUU